AAAAGGCUGAUAUCGAAUGGUGCCAUAGUUUUCCGCGAAGCAAGAAUCAACGAACGUAUCCAAUCAUCAUUACUUAACCGAGGCUGGACCAAUGGUCAACAAGUAGCACGAGGCUAUCAACCAGCUGAAUGUAACAGCACCACCCAAGUUACUUGGUAAAAUCAUCGAGCUGCUGCUAUCGGAUCCUUAAUCAUUGUCAACCAACACCUCCUUCAGUCGCCGAUAAACCUCAGUGCGUCCUCGACUGGAUUAGCCAUGUGUACUUCCAUCCUUCGUAUCUGUGUGGCCUGCGCACUUCUUGUUGUGGCCUUCGCCGAAAUACCGCCAUAUAUGAAAAUAUGUAAUCGAAACGAUCCGGAGAUAAAUAGCUGCGUAUUAAAUUCAAUUGAUCAACUACGAGGCAAAUUAAAGACUGGAAUUCCGGAAUUAGAUGUUCCAGCAAUCGAGCCGCUUAUAUUAAAGCAGGUGCAGCUAGUGAGAGGUCCUCAAGCUGCAAGACUAGAUCUGAAUCUCACAAAUAUACAGAUAUUUGGACCGUCUUUGUUUAAACUUCGCGAUUUGAAAAUUGACCCGGAGAACGUGUUGAUUACCUUCAAAGUCGGCUUCCAAAAACUUGACUUCCGAGGAAAAUAUAAAAUAAACGCGCAGAUACUUUUGCUUAAACUGGUUGGAGAGGGAGGCCUUACUGGAAGUUUUUAUGGUUACGAGUGCGACUGCUUGUUAAAGUCUCAUAAGGUUGUUAGAAAUAACAACACCUAUAUAGUCUUUGAAAAGAUGAAAUUUGACAUUAAGAUAAACAAAGCUUUAAUCAAUUUAGAUAAUUUAUUUGGUGGCGAUCCUAUUCUCGGACCAGCGAGCAAUGAGGUUUUGAAUGCAAAUAGCAAUUAUCUGAUAGAUGAAUUAAAACCAGUACUGGAGGACACCUUAUCAGAUCUUUUCACGAACAUUGCGAACAAGAUUACCAGUAGAUUCACGUACAACGAAUUGUUUCCGAAUUAAUCGUUAUUCUGGGAAUAUCAUUCAUAGAUCAAUUAAAUUACUUUGUUCUUUUUGUCUUGAAAUUAUAAAAUUUCCGACUUUAUUCAAUGAGAAUUUUGAUAAAAUUGUAGUACUUUCGUUUUUUUUUCUGUAUGUAGUAUAACAUACAAACUUUUUAUUGUUUUGAUAUUAACAAAUACUGUGCUAAAGUUAUAACAAAGAAACUUUUCAAUCUAUCUUUUUUUUUAAAAAAGAAUUGUGCACAAACUUCUCGUGUUUAUUCAACGAAUGGUCUAAUUAUUAUAUUAUAAUCUCAAAUGCAUUAUCAACGAUGAAUAAGCAGUCAGCGUGCUAAAAAAAACUGUAAUAAUGUCAUAUAAAUUCUUAAAAAGGUAUUUUGGAUACGCAUUUAAUUUUUUAUUUAUUAAUUUAAUGCAUAAUAAGAUAGUUACCUAUUUUAGACACUAAAUUAAUAAAUAAAAAAGUAUUCAAAACGUGAAAUUUUGUUAUUAAUUUACGUUGUAUCAAGAGCAUUGAAUGUGUUACAGUUGUGUUACAGUUUGUUAGUAUAUAUUUAAGAAAAAGUGAAAAAGUGAAAAAAAAACAAACAAAACAUAUUUUAAAAAAAUAUUUUAAAUGGAAGUUUUGGCGAAGAAGUAUGUUGUGAGUAAUUUUUACAGCAUGUAUUUUUUACAAGAUGUAUUAACUUAACAUGUAUUCAUAUGUAUGUUAUCAUAUGCACAAAAUUUUAUAGGCAUUAUUCUUUUAUGAAAAUUAUAAAACUUCUAUUUAAAAUAUUAUUUUAAAACGUUUUAUUGUCGAUGUUUGAAAUUUCUUUGCAUUCUGUAUAUAAUAAAUAACAUUUUUAAAUAUUUUAAAGAGAAAGAUACAUUUAAAAAGUAUUUUUUUUAUAAAAUAUUAAAAGAAUGUAAAAAUUUAUAUUAAAUGGAAUACGGUAUGUUAAACCAUAUUACAGAAUUUUAAUGCAAAGGAUACAUUUAUUGCUCUAAUUGAAUAUUUAAAAAUUUUUCUUAAUUUUAUAUCAAAAUUACUCUGAAAAUAUUCUGUAAAACAUGUAAGAUAGAAUACAGCUUUAGAAUGAUCAUAACUUUAUAUAAGAUAUUUUAGAAUAGUCACGUAAGCUUUCGUAGGCGCACAUAAGUUCCCCAGAGAGAAUUAUUUUUAUAAACUUAGUUCUAUAUAAUUUUGUAAUUCACUUUAAAUAAACAUGAGCAAUGAUUUAUUAAGACAAAAUGAGCCUAAAUUAAAAUGAAUCGUGACAAUUAGUAAAAAAGUAGUAUUACGAUUCUUAAGUACAAUGCCUCC
Messenger RNA from Solenopsis invicta (red fire ant), 2304 nucleotides. Its product is annotated as circadian clock-controlled protein daywake. The transcript is spliced from 6 exons. NCBI's taxonomy places the organism in Eukaryota, Metazoa, Arthropoda, Insecta, Hymenoptera, Formicidae. The coding region runs from base 256 to 999 and encodes 247 amino acids. The record is from RefSeq and is a predicted model, not a curated record.